UUGGAUAGAGCGCGACGCUAUAACAGUUCAGUUAGUGUAAUUAGUAUCAUUUCGGGUUAAUAGGUUAUAAUUAUUUACAAUUACUUACUGUCGCCUGAAGACAUUAAAGAAAAAAAGAUAUUGAAAAAGUAAUUUUUUCAUUUAAAAGUUUUAAAAAUAAACAAAGUAAUCAAAUAUUUACUUUAAAUUGUAUUUAAAUUUUAAAGUGUUAAAUUUUGCAAUCGUAAAACAUAAUGGAUAAACCUGUGAAUCAAGCAAACCUCGGGAACCAAGACAAUCACGAGUAUCGUUGGACACCCGUAGCAUUGGAAAGGGCUGGAUCUAUGCUGAAGGCAUUGAAUCGUAUGGCGAAACGACCUCCAGUACAUAUCUUAUUUGAAGAUAUAAAAUGCACAGUCACCAUUCGAAAAGAAGAGCGUCUCAUACUGCGGAACGUGUCUGGUGAGUUCCGGUCUGGGGAACUGACUUGCGUGCUCGGCCCCUCCGGCGCCGGCAAAUCCACGCUGCUGAACAUACUGGCUGGAUACACGACAAAGGGAGUAAGCGGUCGUAUAACAGUGAACGGUCACGCACGAGAUAUGCGGGUGUUCAAGAAACUAAGCAGUUACAUAAUGCAGGAUGAUUUGCUGCAGCCCCGUCUAUCCGUCUGCGAGGCGAUGAGGAUCGCCGCAGACUUGAAGCUGGGCAAGGAACUAGGGAGAGCGGAGAAGGAACUUAUAGUAGAAGAAAUUCUUCAGACGCUAGGUUUAUGGGAGCACAGGAACACAAGAUCUGAACAUCUAUCUGGAGGGCAAUCGAAGCGUCUCUCUGUCGCCUUGGAACUUGUCAACAACCCGCCCAUCAUCUUCUUGGAUGAGCCAACAACAGGUCUGGACGUCGUAUCUAUCAGACAGUUAGUGGUGCUCCUACGCCUACUUUCCCGACAAGGGCGUACCAUCAUCUGCACAAUACAUCAACCCUCCGCUUCUCUGUUUUCUCUCUUCGAUCGUGUUUAUGUCCUUUCUAGAGGAAUGUGUUGUUACCAGGGUGCAGCACCACUUCUUGUGCCGUUUUUAACCGAAGUCGGGCAAAUCUGUCCGUCAACGCACAAUCCCGCAGACUUCGUGGUGGAGACUGUAGCCAGUGACCCUGAGGCAUCCGCGGAAAUGUCUGAACUCUGCCAAAACGGGAAGCUAUGCCGAAAGUUGGAUAGGAUGACGUUGAGAGGCGGGAGGAAGCCAGUUCUGCACUCGGAUGAAUCCAUCCAAAGAAUCUUCGUGGAGCAUAUAGCCAAAGAACAAAUGCAGAAAAUGGAAUUUCCCACCACAUUCCUGACUCAGUUUCUCAUAUUAACAAAGCGAAUGUUUAUACAAAGUAGAAGAAAUUCGAUAACAUUAUGGAUACAGUUGGUACACCACGUAGUGUCCGCAGUACUUCUGGGAAGUAUUUUCUUGUUAGUGGGAAACGACGCUGCCGUCCCUAUAGUAAACUUCAAAUUCUGUAUCAGUGUGCUCGUGUUCUUCAUGUACACUUACAUCAUGAUACCUGUACUGCUGUUUCCCAUGGAAGUCCGCAUGCUGAGGCGUGAAUACUUCAACCGCUGGUACGGUCUUAAAGCAUAUUAUGCAGCUCUGACGUUUUCAUCUUUACCUGUUAUGGUGCUCUUCGGUUUACUGUUUUUAGUAAUCGUCUACCUCAUGUCAGGACAAAUUCUAGAAUGGGACCGGUUUGUCUUAUUCGUGUUUUGCGCUUUGCUGAUCGCCAUUUGUUCUGAAGGCUUUGGACUCGUCGUUGGCUCUGCGUUUAAUGCUACCAAUGGCUCCAUCGUAGGUCCCGCAACGGUAUCUCCAUUAUUGGUACUUUGCUGCUAUGGCAUGGGAUUCGGACCGUAUAUAGAAACUAGAAUGCAAAUAUUAAUGUCAUUAUCGUAUCUGCGUUACGGUUUAUCAGGAUUAUCUAUCGCAUUGUACCAAAAGAGAUCAUCUAUGGAGUGCCAUCAAGAAUUCUGCCUCUACUCUGAUCCUAAACUCAUUCUUCGUGACGUCGGAAUGGCCAAUGAUACUUAUUACAUGCAAAUUGUUGGUUUACUAGGUUUUAUAAUCAUUCACAGGUUGAUAGCAUAUUUUGUAUUACGUUAUCGACUUACCUCGGAAUUCUCAAACAAAUUCAUGUCGUAUAUUAGUAAAUUUUUAAAACAUAGAUAAUUUUUGUCGUUUCUCUGAAUCUAGAAAUUUGAUAGAACAAAAUAGAAUGUAUUUCUUGGUAUUUACUAAGAUUAUUGUGUUUUCUCUUCUAUUUGUACAAUUAAUAGAAAAAGGAAUUGAACAAUUUUUGAAUAUAUUUGUCUAUUAUCUUGGCGGUUGAACAUUAUGCAUUAUCUUCUUAAAACAUGACAGUUAUAUGUAUUUCUAUAUUUAUAGUCGUUUUUAGUACAAUUAACUCGGUUACCUGGUACUCAGAAUUACAAGUAACUUCCAAGUAUCUUAGUUAUUAUUUAAUCGGACAGGGACUUAACAAUUAGUUUAAUAAAUGUACUAAAACUUUAACUUGAUAUAUUUUGUAAGUUUUGAAGUAUUUGAAUCUGUGAUUU
This is a messenger RNA of Papilio polytes (common Mormon), 2569 nucleotides long. Its product is annotated as ATP-binding cassette sub-family G member 1-like. Gene Ontology annotation, molecular function: ATP hydrolysis activity; ATP binding; ABC-type transporter activity. Bases 234 to 2183 code for a protein of 649 amino acids. NCBI's taxonomy places the organism in Eukaryota, Metazoa, Arthropoda, Insecta, Lepidoptera, Papilionidae. Gene Ontology annotation, cellular component: plasma membrane. The transcript is spliced from 11 exons. The record is from RefSeq and is a predicted model, not a curated record.